Syngnathus typhle (broad-nosed pipefish) is the source of this 4974-nucleotide messenger RNA. RefSeq names its product LIM domain kinase 1a (gene limk1a). Lineage: Eukaryota; Metazoa; Chordata; Actinopteri; Syngnathiformes; Syngnathidae. The coding region runs from base 111 to 2144 and encodes 677 amino acids. The record is from RefSeq and is a predicted model, not a curated record. Gene Ontology annotation, cellular component: cytoplasm; neuron projection; nucleus. Gene Ontology annotation, biological process: protein phosphorylation; actin cytoskeleton organization; positive regulation of stress fiber assembly. The transcript has 16 exons. Gene Ontology annotation, molecular function: protein serine/threonine kinase activity; ATP binding; protein binding.
GGCAGCAGGAAGGUAAACCCGAGCCAACCGCUGCUGGGACACCGCCAGCCCGAGGCUGUUGGGCACCGGUUAUCCAUCGACCAGUCUCCUGGCUCUCUGUCGGGGAGUGAAUGCGGUUGAUGCUUUUCUGCUGCACCUGGAAGAACGAACGCAUGGGAGAGGAGGAAGUUGGAGGAAGUUUGCCCGUGUGUGCCGGGUGCAAACAAAGAAUCUACGAUGAACAGUAUCUUCAGGCACUCAAUGCUGAAUGGCAUACCGUCUGCUUCAGAUGCUGUGAGUGCAGUAGCUCGCUGUCCCACUGGUACUAUGAAAAAGAUGGACGGCUCUUCUGCAAAAAAGACUACUGGGCCAAGUUUGGCGAGCUGUGCCAUGGCUGCAAUGACCUCAUCACCACUGGCCUCAUUAUGGUUGCAGGGGAGCAAAAGUAUCACCCUGAAUGCUUCACCUGUCUGAAUUGCCGAACAUUCAUCGGUGAUGGAGACACGUAUGCUCUGGUGGAGCGAUCCAAACUCUACUGUGGACACUGUUACUACGAGACUAUCGUCACCCCCGUGUCGCUGCCGGACUCGCCAUGCUCGCGGAUCCCUCACACGGUCACGCUGGUGUCGAUCCCCGCCUCCGCCGAGGGUACUAACGGGCGACGGGGGAGGGGCUUCUCUGUGGCUAUCGACCAGCCGAUCAGCCCCAAUGAAGGCUGCAGUCCUGAACUCGCACGCACCGUCAGGGUUUCUCAGGUGGAUUCUGAUUGCUUUAGUCCAGAUGUCAAAAAUUCCAUCCAUGUGGGAGACAGGAUCCUAGAAAUCAAUGGAACCCCCAUUCACAACGUUCCUCUGGACGAGAUCGACCUGCUCAUUCAGGAAACGAGUCGGCUGCUGCAGCUCACCAUUGAACACGACCCUCACAGUCGGGUGCAAGACGGGAGCUCUUCAGAGUCUGGGGAGCAGGUGGAUGGCCCACUUUCCCCGCAACUGUCUGCGGGGCCCAGCCCCAUCUUACCCAUCCUGCCUAUCACACAAUCCCCCAUCCCUGACAUGAGCAACUUGAAAUCACGCCUUGUCACGCGGAGCUAUAGCAUCGAAAAGUCGCCAGGCUCCAGCAAAGCUGCGUCCCCCAUCUCGCAGGGGAAAGACAUCAACCGCUCCGAGUCGCUCCGAGUCAUCCCCAACCGGACGCACCGCAUCUUUCGCCCCUCUGACCUCAUCCACGGAGAAGUGCUCGGGAAGGGCUGCUUUGGACAAGCCAUCAAGGUGACCCACAGGGAGACAGGAGAGGUCAUGGUUAUGAAAGAGCUGAUUCGCUUCGAUGAUGAAACGCAGAGAACAUUCCUGAAAGAGGUGAAGGUGAUGCGUUGCUUGGAUCACCCCAAUGUGCUCAAAUUCAUCGGCGUCCUCUACAAAGACAAGCGACUGAACUUCAUAGCAGAGUACAUCAAGGGUGGCACCUUGAGGGAAAUCAUAAAGAAAAUGGAUAGCAACUACCCUUGGAACCAGAGGGUCAGUUUUGCCAAGGACAUAGCUGCGGGCAUGUCGUAUCUGCAUUCCAUGAACAUCAUCCACCGAGACCUGAACUCUCACAACUGUCUUGUCCGGGAGAACAACACGGUGGUGGUGGCAGACUUUGGAUUGGCCCGACUCAUGGUGGAUGACAAACACGAAGAGAAGUUUUCGCAGGGUAAACUGCCGGGUCUGAAGAGGCCCGAUCGCAGGAAGAGGUACACCGUGGUGGGGAACCCUUACUGGAUGGCACCUGAAAUGAUCCAUGGAAAGAGUUACGAUGAGAGGGUGGACAUCUUCUCAUUUGGUAUUAUGCUAUGCGAGAUCAUUGGCAGGGUCAACGCUGACCCAGAUUACCUCCCGAGAGCGGUGGAUUUUGGACUGAACGUUUCGGGCUUCCUUGAGCACUACUGUCCUCCCGAUUGUCCCACGGCCUUCUUCCCCAUUGCUGCUGUGUGCUGUGACCUCGACGCUGAUAAACGCCCGGCUUUUUCCAAACUGGAGCAAUGGUUGGAAAAUCUGAAGAUGCACUUGGACAUGGCCCUGCCGCUCGUGUCUGAAGUGGAACAGCUGCACAAGGCAUUCUGGGAGAACAACAGCAUCACUCGGUCCGAGAACGGCCUGCACAUCCACCCUGAUGAGCGAGAGUAAAGCGUGAUGGGACAGGAGAAGGGUCCAAGUGACGGUCUGCCCCUUGCGGCGACGGAAUCGUGUCUUGUAACUCGGGCCACGCCCCAAGCAGAUGCAAUACGUACAGCUUGGCUCAGGCCUGGCAAGUAGACUCAGGGGCACAAGCGUGCAUCUGAAAAGCCACUUGUUCAAGACGAGCGCACAUAGUCUUAAGUCCAGUGGAGAGAUUGUCACUCUGACAAGCCGGAUUCUGCUACACAUGACACUCAUGUAGAGCAUGACGUAUGCAAUCAGCAUCCAUCUUCAAUUCAUAGCUCCACCCUUUGCAUAAUGUAGAUUUACAUUUGCAGUUACUAGAGAAGAUAAUGAUGUGACUUAAGCAGAAAGUUUGGACCUCUACAGGAAGCAUUGCUACCUUGAUUUAGUCGCAUGUCCUGUUUGUCACAUAAUGUGUACAAACCCAGUUGAAUUUCAAAUUUCCUCUAUCGUUGACUAGAGAGUGCAUGGCUGUACAUUUUGGCUUCAUUCUUAUUCAUCAUGUCCCAGAACUGUUAAUGCUGAUUGUGUAGCACUGAUUCAACUCUGAGGUACACACACACACGCGCACACACACACGCUCACACAUGAUUUGGGCUAAAUUGAGUUAUAGUCUUUAGCAUCUCUACUCCCUCGUAAUGUGGCAUCCUCAGUUUUCUAAUGUUCAAAGUGUACAUAGAUAGCAACAUUGUAAAUGUGUUAAAUAUUGUACAUGUAAAGACAUAUUUUCUAUACGUAUUUGCAUCAUUGCCAUAUUUGUAUUGGCUGGCUCAACUUUAGUUACAAUUAUGGAGAUUGGAAGGUUUUGACUGCAGUUUCUGGGUGUCGGCAUUUGAUAGUUGAUUGUGGAUUGCAGUGGAGUCACUGCUCUCCAUUUGAUUUCUUGAGCUGUUGCAACGUGUAUUUCAGUUUUUGGUUGACUGCUCCUUCAGAGUUAACUGCAUCGAAGCUUUCCCCCCUAACCAUGUGGACUAUCAUUCAAACACCCUUCAAAUUUUGAAAUGCAAAAAUAAAAAUGGGUGGCGCACUGGUUAGCACGUCCGCCUCAGUUAGGAAGGUGCAGGUUCGAUUCCACCUCUGGCCCUCCCUGUGUGGAGUUUGCAUGUUCUCCCCGUGCCUGUGUGGGUUUUCUCCGGGCACUCUGGUUUCCUCCCACAUCCCAAAAACAUGAUGGUAGGUCGAUUGAGCACUCCAAAUUGUCCCUAGGUGCAAGUGUGGAUGGUUGUUCGUCUCUGUGUGCCCUGCGAUUGGCUGGCAACCAGUUCAGGGUGUCCCCCGCCUACUGCCCGAUGACUGCUGGGAUAGGCUCCAGCACCCCCAUAGGGACAAGCAGUAUAGAAGAUGAAUGGAUGGAAAAUAGUAAUGUAUCCAGUAUAGCUUUAUGUUGUUCCUUUAUUUAUUGUUUACAUGUACAUUCUGUCUGUAAAUAUCGCUUUAUAUUGUGUGUCUUUACUCAUGUCAAUUGCAGUGAUGUGCACAAUGGCACCACUUGGAAAUGAUCGCUUCCCCCCCAAAAAAAAUCUCACUUGCACCUUUUAAAUCUCUUGGCUGUAAACUCAAAUGUUUCAUUUGACAAGCUGCAUGGUACAAUUGCUAUUAGUCGGUUUGCCUUCUAAGCCUGAAUAUUGUGAUGUUAAAGAACAUUUUUAAAUAGAUAGUAAACAAAACAGCAUCUGUUUUAUAUAUAAAUAUAUGGAAACCACUGAAAUCUUUUGUAUGGAUUUUCAUUUGCACUAUAUUAACCAAAUGGCUGGUUAAAGCCAUGUUUUUUUAUUUCCUUCUUUGGGCUACUUGUGAUAAUAAGGAAAUGAUGUCGGUUCAGGUUGAUUAAAUGAUGCAAGACACUGAUUGAGCCUUUUAAUAUGUUGACGUACAGGAAAAUCUAUCCUCAUGUAAUCUUACUGGACUUGGUUAUUAAAAUGAAACUUUUGACAUCUUUCAUGCUAAUUUUUGAUUGAUCUGUGGUGAAAAUUUUAGAGUAGGAUUUAAACUUUCAAGAUAUGCAUGUCCAGUUUGAAUGCCACAGAGGAUAGAGUUGUCCUGUGUUAGCUUCUUCAAGGAUGUGAUGUCCCAACUCUGCUUGCUGCCUUGCUCAGUGGUCCUUUGUCAAUCAUGUUGUGUGUCGUGUCUGAUGGCUUGUCUGCAAUCACUGAACAUCUUUUGCCCAAAGUAGAACUUUUGCCUCCCGUAGUCUAUUGGCUCAGGGCCGUCAAUUUCCUGGUUUUCUUUAACCAUGAAGUCGCUCCAGAACACAGUAGUAACAGACGUAAAGGGCAUGUGAUCAGUCGCUUCCUAUUCAAAAUUGCUUAUUUAUAGCAAACCAUUCCACGGUGAUGUGUUACCAGUGUACCAACUCUAAUUCUUAUGUGAGCAUGUCGAUGAUGUCUCGGUGAGGACGAUGUGAUGAUCAAUUAGAAUGUUGCCGCAGCACUUCUUUGCAAAGGAUCAAUACCUCUGAUCAAUGCUGUGCCUUUGUUGUAAGCUAGCCUUGCUAACACUUGAAAAUGACCUUAUUUCCUGAUUUUUAUUUGUAUCAUACACCCAAGCCUGAUUUCAGUGGGCUGAAUAUCAUGUUUAUAUAAGAUUUUCUCCUUGUCCUUUGCUUAUAUUUAUAUCUUCCUGAGCUUCACUCAAGUUUUGAUAUAUUAAUAUUCUAAUUCUUUUGUUGUCUUAUUUAAGUUUUACACAAGCUGUGAAAACUAUUCUGCACUUUAAAUCCUGAGCGUGAACAUUCGGACUCUUGAGGAGACGAGUGUUAUUUUUUAAUUUUACUUGUUGUCACGGCUUAAAAUAAAAUUGUUGCUCCUUAAAGAAA